Aspergillus nomiae NRRL 13137 is the source of this 2196-nucleotide messenger RNA. RefSeq names its product La domain family. Gene Ontology annotation, cellular component: cytosol; cytoplasmic stress granule. Gene Ontology annotation, molecular function: RNA binding. The record is from RefSeq and is a predicted model, not a curated record. Gene Ontology annotation, biological process: positive regulation of translation. The transcript is spliced from 2 exons. NCBI's taxonomy places the organism in Eukaryota, Fungi, Ascomycota, Eurotiomycetes, Eurotiales, Aspergillaceae. The coding region runs from base 1 to 2196 and encodes 731 amino acids.
AUGGCUGCUACGUUUUCUUAUGCCCAGGCUGCUAAGGGCGUUGCCCCCGCACAACCGUCAGCAAAGACAGCAGAGCCGAAUCAGGCCUCGAACCCAGAGGAGCAAACUGCGGGCACUACUCCUGAAGCUGAAAACACUGAGACCGUGAAGACGGAAGAGCCUCAGGAAACAGAGAAGCCUUCUGCUGACUCUGACAAGGAUAUGGAAUCCACGGCUGUCGAAAGCUCCAAGGCAGAGGUCUCAGGCACCUCCUCCCCCAGUGAGGGCACUGCUUCAACCUCGACGUUACCGAAAGAUGAUGAGGGCUCAAAUACACCGAAUGGCACGUCCGAAUCCACGUGGGAUAAGCAGUCCCAGGCCUCGGGAACUGACAAGCAAACCAAUGGAGCUGAGAAUGCUAAGGAGACAUCGGCAGAGAAGGAGAAGAGCGAGCCACCCAAAGAGCUCAAGGCUGCUCCUCUGCCUACAGUGAAUAUCUGGCAACAGAGGAAAGAGGCUCAGGAAGCCAAGGCUAAGGCCACUGCCUCGAAGCCCGCUGGCCCUGCUGCCAAAACUGGCACUUCUAAGACCGCUUCUACGGCUUCUUCGGUCUCUGGUGAUGCUCAACAGGACCAGUCCAAGGCUGGCUCAAAGAAGAAGGGAGGAGAUGCGGAUGGUGCCAAGGACAGAAGAUCCAAGGGACGCGAUGAUGCAUCCCUUCCCCCUGUAGGAGAUGCCGCUUUGUGGCCCACCCCUCAAAGUGCCCAGGGUGAGGAGAAAAAGAAGUCCGAGAAGAGCCCCGUCAUCCGCCCCUCUGGCAAAGAGAAGUGGACCCCAGUCCCUUACGUGCCUACUGCUGUUUUCACCACUCCUCUUCCUUCUGCUGCACGCCGCGGUGGAAGAGCUCCUCGUGCUGGAAGGGACGCCCGCAACGGAACCCAUGGUUCUACCGCAGCUGCGGAUAAGGCUACUGCUGCCCCAUCCAGACGAUCCAACAGCGCUGAUGCUGGAAUGGGAGACUCCCGCAAGAACCAAGCCACGGACCGCAACCGUGGACCCAAGGGCAGUGACAAUGCCAACAUCCCGCCAGCCGGUAAGCAUGGCCACGGAGGUGAUAACUUCCGUCAUCAUCGUGAAGGCAAGGGAUUCUCCAGGAAUCACGACGCUACGCACAAGGGCGGCGAUCACCACUCCAAGAACCCACACUUGCCUGUGGAUUCACAGGCUAACCCUCGCUCAGGCUCCUCCCACGAACGUCGCUUCGAAAACGGCCCCAAGUCGGCAGAAUUUGGUGGCUUCCAUGAUCGCAAAGAUAAGGACAUUCCCCGCGAGUCGCGUGCUGACAGAGGUCGUGGCUCUCACCGUGGCCGUGGCGGUUUCGGCGGCUCUCAGAACUCUCACUAUCCUAACAACCAUAUGUCUCACAAUGGUUUCAUGCACCCCAAGUCCUUUGGCUUCGGUGAGCGCCGGUCGCAACAACAUAGCUCUGGAGGCCACAGGAUGUCUUUGAGGUCGCCUUCCUUGCCAAACUCCGGUUCCAUGUAUGGUGUCUAUCCUUUCCCUACAGACAUCAACACCAUGUAUGGCUACCAGCCAGUACACCCUGGCCCCAUGACGGCUGUCCCUUAUCAGCAAUAUAUGGAGCCCUUCUCCCUGAUGAGCAUGAUCUCGAUGCAACUUGAGUACUACUUCUCUGUGGAUAACCUGUGCAAGGACUUGUUCCUUCGGAGACACAUGGACUCUCAGGGCUACGUCCCAUUGGCCUUCAUUGCUGGUUUCAAGCGCAUCAAGACUCUGACCGAGGACUUCGAGCUUCUUCGCCACGUCUCCCGCCAACUGAGAAAUGUUGAUUACCUGCAGAAUGAAGAUGGCAUUGAUAGAUUGCGCCCGAGAGACAAGUGGGAUCAGUGGGUUCUGCCUAUUGACCAGCGCGAACCCGCCGCUCAGCAUGAGGGACCUAGCAUGUUGGAUGAGACUGCGGCAGCGCAAAAUCAUGUCGAUGGCGCAGUUAACGGAUCGGCACCAACUGUCAAUGGAACUGGUGAGGCUCCAGCCUCGAAGACGUCGCUGUCGUCUGCUGCCCCAGAGUUCUCGCCUUCCAAGCCCGUGGAAGCCCAGAAUGAAGCUGCAAUUGUAAGGAUUCCCUAUGAUGCAUUUCCCGCACAACCAAGUGAAAAGCCAGUCGAUCGUAUUGGAUAUCUCUGCCAUUCUAUUUGA